CAACUUAUUUACCAGACAAUAGAUAACAUACACAUACAUCAUUAAAAACUUAGGAAACAAUAAUGUAUACAUAAGAAACAAGUUAACUAUUUUAAUUAGAGGGUGUUCUAAUUAACCAUGGUAUUAGCACAUAUUGAUGUAGAAGUAACUAAUAGUUCUUAGUAAUCCAACUUGUGUUCUGAAAUUUGAAUGUUUUAUUAUUAACCAAGAACAAUCAUGAGGGAGGUUGUUUCAGUUGCAAUUUCUGCUACACUUGGGAAUUUGUUGUUUGGAUGGGAUAGUUCAACCAUUGCAGGUGGCAUGAGAUACAUCAAAGAAGAAUUCCACUUAGAAACUAAUCCAUCACUUGAGGGACUAAUUGUGUCUAUGUCAUUUCUAACUGGAACAUUUGCAACCAUAUUUGCCGGCACAAUUUCCGAUAUGUUUGGAAGGCGUCCGAUGUUAAUAUCAUCAUCACUCAUGUUUUUUUCAAGUGGUCUGGUUAUGUUAUGGGCUCCUAAUAUUCCUAUGAUUCUGCUUUCAAGGAUAUUGAAUGGAACUGGAAUUGCAUUAACCUUGACAUCAGCUCCUCUAUACAUAUCUGAGAUAGCACCACCUGAUAUAAGAGGAUUAUUGAAUACUCUUCCUCAACUUUCAUGUUCUUCUGGAAUGUUUUUGGCAUAUGUUUUGGUUUUCUCUUUUUCCUUGAUUGAUUCACCAAAUUGGAGAACCAUGCUUGGUAUUGUUUCCAUUCCUUCUGUUGUUUAUUUCUUUCUCGCCGUGUUUUACCUCCCCGAAUCUCCUCCUUGGCUUGUAAGUAAAGGUAGAAUUUCUGAGGCUAAAAAAGUUUUGCAAAGAAUUCGCUGCGUUGAAGAUGUUUCAGGAGAAUUGGCUUUGCUAGCUGAGGGUAUGAAUCCUGGAGGUGAAUCCACUACUAUAGAAGAAUACAUAGUUGCCCCAGCAAGUGAACUUAUUUCAAACAAAGAAGUAGGGAAGGAUUGUAUAAAACUUUAUGGACCAAAUCAAGGAGAAGUUUCGAUGAUUGCACAACAAGUAACAGGUAUGAUGUCACGAAGCAUGUUAUCGAUGUCGCGCCAGGGAAGCACGACAUCCCAUGCUGCUACUAAUAUUAAGGACAACAUUGUCAAUCUCUUUGGUAAUGUGCAAGAAAAUAACCCCCUAAUUGAUCAAAGUGGAGGAAUUUCAAGAGCAAGUCCCUUUGGUACAAGUGACAACUUGCAUGCUCCAUUACUUCAACAUCAAGGUAAUUCUAUAGAGAAAGAAACAGAAUUGGUUCAAGGUAAUGCUGGAGAUAUACCAAAUAACACAGACAUUGGCGGAGGUUGGAAAUUAGUAUAUCAAUCAAUUGAAGCAAUUACUAAAGACGGAGAAAAGAAAGAAGCACUUCAAAGGGUUUAUCUGCAUGCAAAUCCUAGUGCCUCAGUGUCAAAACAAGCUUCAUUUGCUUCAACUUCUGGUUAUGACUUGCAUGCAGAUCAUGGUGGUGGUGUUGGUGGUGAAUCUUUUCCGGCAUCUGCACUUGUUAGCCAUGCAGUUCUUACUACUAAGGAUAUGAAAAUUAAACCACAAGAUAUUCCAAAACGUACAAGUUGGGAAGGUUUGUUAGAUCCAGGUGUAAAGAGAGCUUUAGUUGUUGGAAUAGGACUUCAAGUUCUUCAACAGGCUUCUGGAAUAAAUGGAAUUAUAUUUUAUGCUCCUCAAAUUCUCGAUCGGGCAGGUGUUGGAGCACUUUUGUCAAAUUUUGGCCUUAGUGCAACAUCUUCGUCUUUACUUGUAAAUAUGAUAACAACAUUCUUCAUGCUUCCAUGUAUAGCUAUUUCCAUGAGGUUGAUGGAUUUAGCAGGAAGGAGGUCAAUAAUGCUAUACACAAUACCAAUUCUUAUACUAUCUCUCAUGAUACUAAUACUCAGAGACUUAUUUCAUCUAAGUUCAAUCCUCAAUGCAGCAAUAACAGCAAUAUGUGUAGUGACAUAUGAAAGUGUAUUCUGUAUGGGUUAUGGUGUAAUUCCAAACAUCAUAUGUGCAGAAAUAUUUCCAACAAGUGUUCGUGGAAUAUGUAUGUCUAUUUGUUCACUUACAUUUUGGAUAUCUAGCUUGAUCAUCACUUCUAUGUUUCCUUCCUUGCUUCAACUCCUCGGUCUUACCGGUGUGUUUAUAUUGUUUGUUGUUGGUUGCAUUGUUUCAUUGAUUUUUGUUUACUUAAAAGUUCCUGAAACUAAGGGUAUGCCUUUAGAAGUUAUCAUUGAGUUCUUUGCUGUUGGUUCAAAGCCGCAUGAAACUAUUGCUUGAUCUAGCUGCUAUGUUUGGGAGCAAAAAGUGAGUUUAUAGUUGUGUAAUUACCAUGUAUUGUAAGAAUUAUCAUCACAUGAAGAAGUGGAAGAAGAAAAAGAAGCAUCAUGAUUUAUUUGUUAUGGUAGAAGAGUUGAAAUAAUAUUGAUGUUGGAAUACAUGUAGGCAAGUUCUUACUUUAGUCCUUUGAAGAAAAACAGUAAAAAAAAGUAUGAAAUAAAAUGUAGUUGGACACAAUGUAAUUAGAUGCAUUUGCAGAUUUUUCUUACUUUUGUAGGAUAUGAUUUUUCUAAACAGUUAUUUCAUUGUAUCUAAUAUAAGCAUCAU
Molecule: messenger RNA, 2616 nt
Organism: Trifolium pratense (red clover)
Lineage: Eukaryota; Viridiplantae; Streptophyta; Magnoliopsida; Fabales; Fabaceae
Product: monosaccharide-sensing protein 2-like
Exons: 6
Coding region: 217-2289 (690 amino acids)
Biological process (GO): transmembrane transport
Cellular component (GO): membrane
Molecular function (GO): myo-inositol:proton symporter activity
Source: RefSeq, a predicted model, not a curated record